UCGCUUCUGUUUGCAUGGAUCGUUUAUAGGCAGGUGCCGAGCGCCGACACCUGAAUGACGCCAGAGAUUAAGGAAUGAAGCGCAAACUUGUCGAUCCUUUGGUGCAAGACAAACUCUUUCACCACAAGAUUAAAUAGUUUGUUCUUUUUAAAGAAAACGCACGAUGCUCUGACACAAAAUUACUGUAAGGUGGACACAUUCCCGAGGAGGCAGCUGGCUCUUUAAGAGCCAUUACGUGAGCUCCGGCAGGGAAUGAUUGGCUGCGAAGAGGUUUAGGGAGGAAAUUACACCGUCAGUCCUGAGCUGUUGCGAUAGUGGGUGGUCGAAACAGGGUGAAGUACUGGAGGAAGAGCUGUGAAAAUGCCUUAUGUUCUCAUUAGUACCCAGAUCCGGCUGGAAACUGGACCCACGAUUGUUGGAGAUGAGAACUCAGAUGUGAAUCUUAUGAACUACCUUGGAGCUGAGAAAACCACUGUAUUAGGAAAUAAUUUCUCAGAAUAUCGGGUUAAAUACCCCCCACGAGUGGUGCUGGAUAAACUGGAGGUUCUUGGCUACCAUGUAAUCAGCAUGACAGGCGUGGGACAGACCCUAGUCUGGUGUCUACACAAAGCUCAACUUGACCCUUAAACAAAUAGAACUGAAUCCUUUGCCUAUUGUCAGAGAUGGUUUGUCUGCCUAUAAAGGAGAGAAGCUGAACUCUUACUUUUGCUGUUCAGCGCAUUCAGAAACAUUUGUUAGAAAUAUUCAGACUCUAGAUCAGCGUUCCCAACCUUUUUUAUGCCAUGGACCUCUAGUGUUAACCGAGGUUAGGAACCCCUGCUCUAAAUCCAUUGGUUUUUAUUUCUCACCCCCCCCCCCCUUGCUGUUAGUUGUUCUCUCCUAUUGGGUGGGGGAGCAAUCUUACCCUUCACCCAAACCUCAGCAGUGACUCGAUGACGUAUUGAUCACCAUUGCCCCCUCAUCCUCCAACACACCUGCAUAAGGAACACUGGUUUGUGAGUGGGAGCAGAGUUUGGGAUUGAUUCCCUUCCCUGCACCCUCAUCCUUCUGAACACUAUCAAUGGCAGAUCAGCUAGCUCAGGACAGUCAUGAAUCACAAGGCAUCUAAUUAGUUCUUAAUGCACUGAAAGGCGCAAUUAACAUACCUACACCACACCAUUGUGAAGGGGACUAUUUAUUUUGAAAAUUGUGGUACAUUAAUAAUUGCAGCCUAACAUUCAACUGUACUAUUGGAAUGUGAUGUUUAGUUUAUUAACAAAGCCUAGUCUCUGACCAGUCUUACAUUGAUUUCAUUUGCCAGUGGUUCAUUAGAGAGAAGGACAAUUGGUACUGUAACUCAGUACCUUGCUCUCUGACUUUGUGACCUAUGUCACGGACAGCAAAAAAAAUACAAGUUUCCACACCUACUCACAAGCCACAGUGGGAAUGCUGUAAAUGAUGGAGUGCGGGAGAGGAACAGAUUACGCUGAUGCCUUUAACUCCUUAAAUACAAUGUAAAUAAUAACCAAUGCAUUUCAAAAUAAUUACUUGUGAGACACUUCUCAAACGUUAUGAGUUGUGUUUUCGCUUUUCUACUGACCUUCACUGUCCAAUUUCACAUUGGCAUAAUGGCACUUAAGUGAUUCUCUAAUAAAUGAUUUGAUCACUG
This is a messenger RNA of Hypanus sabinus (Atlantic stingray), 1648 nucleotides long. It is a transcript of the gene gchfr, whose product is annotated as GTP cyclohydrolase I feedback regulator. The transcript is spliced from 3 exons. Gene Ontology annotation, cellular component: cytoplasm; nucleus. The record is from RefSeq and is a predicted model, not a curated record. Gene Ontology annotation, biological process: negative regulation of biosynthetic process. Bases 361 to 627 code for a protein of 88 amino acids. Gene Ontology annotation, molecular function: GTP cyclohydrolase binding. NCBI's taxonomy places the organism in Eukaryota, Metazoa, Chordata, Chondrichthyes, Myliobatiformes, Dasyatidae.